AUGGCUAACCUACCUCAAUCCCUGAACAUGAAAGCAGCUCCCUUCGAGGCUGGAUCCAGCGCUUCAUCGGCCCUUGGAGGACCUCAAGCCGCGGCCGGUAAUAAGGACCGAAAAAUGCAAUCGGCUGAGCAACUCGUCCUUGAUCUCUGCAAUCCUGAUCUCCGUGAAAACGCCCUUCUCGAACUCUCCAAGAAGAGGGAACUGUUUCAAGAUUUAGCUCCUUUACUGUGGAAUUCCUUUGGUACAAUUGCUGCUCUUUUGCAGGAAAUAGUUUCCAUCUACCCUGUUUUAUCACCGCCAAACUUAACUCCAGCACAAUCAAACAGAGUUUGCAAUGCACUUGCACUACUUCAGUGUGUGGCCUCUCACCCAGACACAAGAAUGUCGUUUCUUAAUGCCCACAUACCAUUGUAUCUAUACCCUUUUCUCAACACAACCAGCAAAUCUAGGCCCUUUGAGUACUUGAGGCUCACAAGUUUAGGUGUCAUUGGUGCUCUGGUGAAGGUUGAUGACACUGAAGUUAUCAGUUUCCUUCUUUCUACUGAAAUUAUUCCGCUGUGCCUCCGCACCAUGGAGAUGGGGAGGAGGAAAACCGUGAAGGUGGUGGUGUAUACAAAUGUUAAUCUGGAGUCGCAUACAAGAGCUUCAGAGUGGUUCACAAGCCCACUUGCUAAAUACAUACUUUUUGCAUGUAACCUUAUUUUCCUUGUGCUGCAGUGUUCUCUAUCUGCCGUUAUUUUUACAGUCACUCAAGCUAAAAAAAUUUUGCUUGAUGAUGUUGGCUUAGAUUACAUAUGUACCACAGCAGAGCGGUUCUUUGCUGUAGGUCGAGUACUGGGAAAUAUGGUUGCUGCUCUUGCUGAGCAGCCUUCAGUUAGGCUGUUAAAACACAUUAUCAGGUGCUAUCUUCGAUUGUCUGAUAAUGCGAGAGCUUGUGAUGCGCUGAGAAGUUGUCUACCAGAUAUUCUUAGGGAUGCAACAUUUAGCAGUUGCCUUCGUGAAGAUCCAACCACGAGAAGAUGGCUGCAGCAGUUGCUUCACAAUGUGCAAAUGCCUCGGGUUGCUGAGGAAUUUGUAACAUCAGUUAACCAAGAGAAAGAGGCAGAGAUGUAUGGAGGAUUGGUGAAGGCACCAAGAAUUCUUGCAGACAUCUUGAAGUCAGUGGCAGCUGCAGUAUAUGUUGACACUGGUUUUAGUAUAAAGAUAAUGUGGAAGAUUAGUUUCCUUCUUCAUUUUGCUCUUUCUUAA
Fraxinus pennsylvanica is the source of this 1248-nucleotide messenger RNA. The record is from the annotation of a GenBank genome assembly. Lineage: Eukaryota; Viridiplantae; Streptophyta; Magnoliopsida; Lamiales; Oleaceae.